AUGAAUAAAUCAUCACCAACUACCCAGCCAAUUACUGACAUUUUAAGCUAUUCUUUGCUUUCAAAAAUCCAUAUUAACCGCAUAAAUCAUCAAACUCAAACUGCUGUCAAUGGAUAUAGCACAAAUGGAUAUAAUACCAAUGAGCCACACAAUGAACUAUUAUAUCAACCAAAUCAUAAUCAACAAAUAUACAAUAAAAUUCCCAAUCAACAACAGCAAAAUAAAUCAAGUGAAACCCUCAAUCAACAACCUGUCGGCCAACCAAACCAACCCGAUACUGGCCAACUUGAUUAUCAACCAGUAGAAGUUGGAGAAUUAGAAAGAUUAAAGAAAGAAGAACAGGAUCAAGUGCAUGAAUUUAUACCUAAUGAUGAAAAAAUCGAUAACACUGCAAAGUCUAUAUUAAAUGAACACCUAGUGCAAUUGAAGAUUGAUAAAGCAACUUAUAAACAUGCAGUAUUAAGAUCAAAUACUGAUAAAGGUGCACCUACUAAAGUUAUUGUUACAUGUUAUAUUGAAGAUAUACCAAUUGCAAGAACUACUGGUCCAAAUUCCAAAAUUACUGGUCAAAUUGUUGCCAAAUUUAUUUUGGAUUAUGAAGAUUAUUUCUUGAAUAGGUUUAAAAUUGGGAAAGCGGUAUAA
Hansenula ciferrii is the source of this 642-nucleotide messenger RNA. RefSeq lists its product as uncharacterized. The record is from RefSeq and is a predicted model, not a curated record. Lineage: Eukaryota; Fungi; Ascomycota; Saccharomycetes; Phaffomycetales; Wickerhamomycetaceae. The transcript has 2 exons. The coding region runs from base 1 to 642 and encodes 213 amino acids.